UACCACCGAACAAGAAGGAGCUUCCCAAACAGAGAGGCACAUGGUCUUCGUGCUUGAAAAUCUGAAAAGGAGAAAUUACCACAGUUUUGCUGAACUGCACGGGAUUUUGAGCAGUGAGCGGAAAUGGCGAACGAUGCGGUGAAGCUGUCCAAAAACCUGCUGCGGAUGAAGUUUAUGCAGCGUGGCCUGGACACAGAGGUGAGGAAGCAGCUUGAAGAGGAGGAAAAAAGGAUCAUCAGCGAUGAGCACUGGUACCUGGACCUUCCAGACCUCAAAGCCAAAGAGAGUUUCAUCAUAGAAGAAAGUAGUUUUGUGCCCUGUGAAGACCUGAUAUAUGGCAGGAUGUCAUUCAAAGGAUUCAAUCCUGAAGUUGAGAAACUCAUGCUAGUGAUGAAUACAAAGAGCCAGGAUGAGGAAGAGGAAGAAGAUGACCUGGGCAAGAUGGAAACAGAUAUUACAGAUGAAGAAAUGGCAAGCAGAUAUGAGCGAUUGGUGGAGAGCAUCAAAAGAAAAUUUGCAAAGAAGCGGGAUCGAUCAGCAUUGCAGGAGGAAGAUGUCAUUGAAACUACAGAAAAAAGAAACAAGAAGGCUUUUUUAAAACCGCAGGAUUAGGAAAAUUUAGUAUCUCUUUAGAUAUUAUCUUCAGUGUUUUUUUUUUCUGUACUAUGCAAAUUUGGCAUGGAUAUGGAGAAAAAGGCUUGUUAUAAGGUGUUAUGUUAAAUGGAAUUAAAUGGAUGUUAUACAUCCUAAUGGUUGUGACACUUGGGUCAAAGUUUAAAAAUUUUCUAUGAUCAUUUCAGCAUCAGAAUAUUUCUCUUUUGUGUAGUUUUUAUGAGUGGACAUUUCUCAGUGGAACCUGACAAGUUAAGGAAUUUCUUAAAUUAUAAGUUUUUGGUACUAAAUUUAUGCCACAGUGCAAAUCUUCAAUAUAGACAUUUUAAACACUUUUUGUUUUCAGUUGCUAUUGCUUUGCAGAGGACUGAAAAAUACAGAAAAAGGUUUUUGAAAAUAUCACUGCAGCAUACAAGGGAGUGCUGGUCUGGGGAGUAACCAGGCGAGGAGUAGUGGUGGGUGAAUUUGCACAAGUUUUUAUUUUCAUUUCCCCAUAGCAUAUACACAAUUGAAGUGCACACAACUUUUCAGCUACAAGCAAGAAAAAAACUAAGAUUUUAACAGUACAGGAAAACAGAGAACAUCAGUACAAGUCAUCAAACUUCUGUCACAAAGCUCUCCAGUCUCUGUUGCACUUAAUAUAAAAUUCAAACUUCACUCUCAGUAGUGUUUUUCCAGACUGGUUUCUUCCAAACAUCCACAUUUUUCUUUUUCCGGUUUUUGUUUUAAAGAGUCUUAAUUCUUUGCUACAUCUGCUGCUCAUUCCCUGUUAACUGGCAUCAGAUGAGAUCCUGAGCAGGAAUUGGGCAUGGGUUGAUUUCUGCCUGCUCCAGUUGAUUGAUAAAACCACCUGCAAAAACACUGUAAAGUAUUCAAAAUUUACCACAAGAAUUUGUGAAACUAUGAAAAUAACUAAACUAAUGGUACUUUAGUGCAAUCAAUCUAGUCUGAAAUGUGGUUAAUGAGAAUGUGUCAGUAAAAUUGAGCUCAGAGAAAAAAGCAAAUGUGAACUUAAGCUAGAUUAAUAAGCAUUCCUGUUACGCAUUUACAAUAAAUAAAACAUCUUAGAUGCUCAUUACAGCAAGUAAGAAUAAAAUCAGAUCAAGAAUGAAUAAUUCACAUUUUUUUAAUCUUCAGUUAGGGGUCGCAGUGGGUUGGACCGGGUCC
Scleropages formosus (Asian bonytongue) is the source of this 1779-nucleotide messenger RNA. RefSeq names its product M-phase phosphoprotein 6 (gene mphosph6). Lineage: Eukaryota; Metazoa; Chordata; Actinopteri; Osteoglossiformes; Osteoglossidae. The transcript has 5 exons. Gene Ontology annotation, biological process: maturation of 5.8S rRNA. The record is from RefSeq and is a predicted model, not a curated record. The coding region runs from base 124 to 612 and encodes 162 amino acids.